Messenger RNA from Bufo bufo (common toad), 1760 nucleotides. Its product is annotated as 9,11-endoperoxide prostaglandin H2 reductase-like. Bases 150 to 1007 code for a protein of 285 amino acids. The transcript has 8 exons. Gene Ontology annotation, molecular function: oxidoreductase activity. NCBI's taxonomy places the organism in Eukaryota, Metazoa, Chordata, Amphibia, Anura, Bufonidae. The record is from RefSeq and is a predicted model, not a curated record.
GCGCCGCCAUCUUUAGGUCUUUUAUAGAACACCGGUGUGGCGGAGCGCGCAGCGGCCAUGUUUAAUGAGGGCAGAGGUUUCUGCACUUCGCUCCUCGGUGUGAGGAGAAGACUAAUGAUAGUUUAGGACAGUUUUGUGGAAGGAAGACCAUGGCUAUUCCCAUUCCUUUCCCCACUGUGCCCCUGUCUAGCGGCCAGAACAUCCCUAUUCUUGGUCUGGGGAUGUCUCAUGACGGAGGAUAUUCCCACAAUGCACUGCUUUAUGCCCUGAGAUCUUGUGGUAUCCGGCACAUUGAUACAGCUAAACGGUAUGGUAAUGAAGAAUUGGUCGGAAAAGCUAUAUCCGAAAGUGGAGUGAAGAGAGAAGAGCUGUGGAUCACCACUAAGCUGUGGCCAGGGGACUACGGAUAUGAAAAAGCCACACAGGCUUGUCUAGAUUCCUGCAAAAAACUUGGAUUAGAGUAUCUAGAUCUGUACUUGAUGCAUUGGCCUGAUGCUCACAUUCCUGGCAAGAGUUCCCGGGAGGCACGGGCAGAAACAUGGAAGGCUCUUGAGGAUUUGUAUUACAGAGGCAUUUGCCGUUCUAUUGGAGUCAGCAAUUUUCUAAUUCAUCACUUGGAGCAGCUGAAGGAAGACUGUGAUGUGGUUCCUCAUCUCAACCAGGUUGAAUACCACCCUUUUCAGAGGCCACAGGAACUGGUGGAGUACUGUAAGAGAAAUAAUAUAGUAUUUGGAGGAUACUGUCCUCUGGCUAAGGGACAGGCGCUGACACAUCCACUCAUUCUGAAGAUUGCAAAGCAGUAUGGGAAGACACCAGCUCAGAUUUGUAUACGAUGGAGCAUCCAGAAUGGCGUCGUCACCAUCCCAAAGUCAACAAAAGAGAGCAGAAUCGAUGAGAAUUGUCAGGUGUUUAACUUCCAUCUGCAAGAGGCUGACAUGACACGGAUCACGUCACUACAUAGUAACAAGAAGCUAAUCCAUCUGACAUACCCAUUGUGGAAAGGGUGAAUCGAGGAUCCACAUGACGUCCGGUGCACAGAUCCAGAAUAACCACUAUUACAUCAGCCAUUUCAUCUCUCACCUGUGCUACUUCCCGAACAGUGUUAAUCUUUAUUAUCUUUAUCAUGUAAUAAAAUAAUAAGUUGAUGGUUUUUACCAGUUGGUGGGGGGGGGGUGUCCCUGUAGAGUCUGUCAUUAUCCAAUCAAUGCUGCCUGUGGCCGACUGUGCAGGGACACCCCCCAAACUGGUACCGCUCAUCUGUAUCUUUAUCCAUAAACUUCUAGCAGGAAUAAGAGAAGAACAGCACAAUAUAGAUUCAUAAAGUUACCUGCACAUGGUGCUGAUUUGUGUGAAGAAAAUCUGCAUGAAAUCAGCACCAAAACCACACAUAAAUUCGCAUUAUUUAUUGCAGAUUUGGUGCAUUUUUAUGCCGAUUUUAGUUUAGAAAUUACGCGUUUUUUGGUGCGAAUUUUCUGUUUAUGUUAACCACUCUAUUGAAGUCUAUGGGGAAACCACUCUAAAGAAGGUGCGGAAUCUCACAAACAAUUGACAAUGCUGUACAUUUUAAAAAGUCAAUUUCCGAUCAUACGCAAUGAACACAUGAAUGGCACUUUAAUAAUAAUUAAAAAAAAUAAAAAUAAUAAUAAUAUGUAGGGAGAAAAUGUGUUAUGGAGCAAUAAGCUGCUACAAUGUAGAAACCAUACUGUAACACUGGAGCAGCACAAAGCUUUGACACAGCCACAGAUCCCAUUCAGACAUGU